Molecule: messenger RNA, 957 nt
Organism: Linum tenue
Lineage: Eukaryota; Viridiplantae; Streptophyta; Magnoliopsida; Malpighiales; Linaceae
Source: the annotation of a GenBank genome assembly
CGACCGUAAGCGAAACUCUCCCGCCGUCUCUCUACCGCCGACGAUUCCCAUUGUUCAUACGAUCUCUCUGUGUUUUCCCUCCGUUCGUCUUCAUCAUCUUGAUCCUGAAUUUUUCAAUCUUUCACUCAUAUCUCCGGGAAGAAAUUGGAGACCAUUCUUGCUGCCGAACAGAUUUAGGAUCUUUUGGAUGUUGAUUUGAAGCCCUACGAUCCGAUCAAUCAACACAUUUUGCCAUUUCAAGGGGGCUGCGAUAAGUUGAGUCGCUUUUGAAGCUAAAGCGGAAAAUGGCCUACGAACUGACUGAGCAGCAAAGAAUUGGAUUGGGUCUAAUUGGAUUUGGGAUCAUUUUUACAUUUCUCGGUGUGAUCCUGUUCUUCGACAGAGGGUUACUCGCCCUUGGGAAUAUUCUGUGGUUGACAGGGGUGUCCGUUUUGCUGGGCUGGUACUCCACAUGGAAACUCUUUACCAACAGAGAAAACUAUAAGGGCUCUGCUUCAUUUGUUUUAGGACUGUUCUUCCUUUUUGUUCGUUGGCCAAUCGUCGGCAUAGUCUUGGAAAUUUAUGGGUGCUUUGCUCUGUUCGGGUCAAGGCUUUUGGCCAUCGGUCAAGGCUGUCCUUUAUCAAAUACCAGUCAUUGGAUGGAUUAUACAAUAUCCAGUUCUGGUUUGGAUAGAGUGAAGGUAGAGAAGCCAGUGAGGUAUGGUGAUAUCAUCAUCUGCAAGAAUUCAAUUGGAUUGGCUUGAAUUGAAGAGGAUCCUACCACUGCUGCUGUAUAGUUUAGCUGCAGGGGGCAUUCAUAGAUUGGAAGUAACGCCCCAGCCCACACCAUUUAUUAUCUCCACAGCAGCAGACCAGUAUGUUGGGAUCUGUGUGUGUUAGCUAGCUCUCCUUCAAUUCUCCUACCUUAGUAGCUAGCUACUAAUGGAGCAAAACAUAAUGACGAUUACGAUAAUCCAG